GCGGACGCAACAUGACUUUUUCACGACAAAACAUUUAUUGUUAAAAUUUGGUGSAGUUUCAGGACUUGAUGACGGUCUAAUCAUGUACGUUGUAUUCCCAAUUGAGUGUCUCUCUAGUGCAAGUGGUCUGAUGGUUGGCACGCAGCGUGAAUGUGGAAAAAUUCUAUGUGUUAUAAAYGUARUCGCCCCUWCAUUGUCMGAGAAAAUAUCYAAAGAGAUAGGCGGUUCUGUUCUUGGGCAUUGGUAUGGCCACGAUUCUGCAUCAUUUACUAGAUUAGCACAAGAAUCUAAACCAAAGCUUGUUUUACAACGUCGUGGACGACAGAUCCCUGAGGUUUAUUCGGAAGAUGAUAACAUUGURUUAGUUCUGUWUAACCGYCAGAAGAUGUGUUCUUACUUCAGCACAACUCCUUUGAGUUUUAGAGCCGCUUCUUUAGAGCUUGAACUUAAUAAUAUACAAGGGAAAACAUUACCGUCUUUGCCGUUGCCGAGCUUCAAUGCAGARUCACAUACUGAAACUAUUUUAGACCAAAUUAAUAACACAAGCGAARUGGUGUCAAAGCUUGACGCUUUACUUCAUCCAAAGAGACACUCUUUAACUAUACGUCUUUUUGGCAUCUUUAAUUACAUUCUUAAAGUACCAAAUUUAAUGCUURGUGUCCUUGUUUGCAUUUCGAGCAUUUUGCUAUCUUUGUCAAAGCUUGGUGUUUUUCAGUGGAGAGUCUUCAGCUUCUUAGCAUCACUUCCGGUCUUCMUGUUGCAAUGCUCGCACAGAUUAUCACAACUCCAGUUUAUUAGUAAAAAUACAGAGUGCCAACUGCAGUCAUUAGAAAAUGCUGCAAAUGUAGAUCAUCAAAGACCAGUAGCCUCAAAKCCAUUUGAAGAACUGCACAAAAAGCAGAGAACGUUUAUCAUAAAGGGAAAUAUUCUUGCUACAGUUGUACUUGAUAUAUUCCUAGGAAUCACUAUAGUUCAUUUGAUAUCCUCUUCAACUUUAAUAGAAGAUAUCGUAGACAACUUGGUCCAGUAUACUGAUUAUGUUGCACAGCUACUGACACAGCUCAUCAAUUGGCUGAUGGGUGUCCCUGGUGGACUGAAACUUAACAAGACGUUGACUAAUUUUUUAGGCAAGUUUUUUCUCUAUCACAUAUAUCUAUGGCAGACGUAUCUACAGGUUAUUCAACCUUAUCUCCAACCAGUUUUGUGGAUGUGCAUAAUGUCAGGGUGUCUUGGGAUGACGUUUCUUAUCAGUAUGGCGUCUGAUGUGUUUUCUUUACUCACUCUUCACAUCUACUUCUUCUAUGUUUACGCAGCAAGGCUGUACAGCUUACAGAUUUAUGCUAUUUUGUCUUUAUCAAGAUUAUUUACAGGCAGAAAGUGGAGUGUACUAAGAAAUCGUGUUGACAGUCUUCCAUACGAUGUUGACCGCUUGUUUAUCGGUACACUACUGUUUACUAUUCUGCUGUUUCUUCUUCCAACAACAGCACUAUUUUAUGUUGUCUUCACAACUCUGCGACUGCUGGUUCUUGUUGCUAAGUUCCUUCUCUCAAGCUCAACUCAUCUUCUAAACAAAGUGCCUUUAUUUGGCCUGGUAUUGCUGAUAUUAAGGCCUUCUGUGUUACCAGGUGGACUGCAAGUCAAGAUUAUUGAUCCCUCUAAAAAGACCAAUAUGCCCUCAUCAAAUCCAUCCCCAUACCUCCCCCCAAAGGUUCAAGCAUUGUGCAUCAAAUUCUCCAAUAAACCAUUGUCAGUGAUGCAGCUUUUUGAUUGGUCAAUCAACACCAGUAUUGUAACAAGUGCUAAGCAAGAYACAUGGGGAACAUUUGUWAGGAAGYUGGUUCAUGGUCAUUUAGUAUAUCCAUGGAUUGAAAAUGACUAGGUUAACAUAUAUUAGAAGAAAGUAUAUUAGAAGAAAGUAACACAGGCAGCCCACCCAAGUUUUAAAUUAAAAUUAAUUUUAUAAUUAAUACAAAUGUCCAAGAUGGGACAACUUAAAGUAUUCUUAAGGCUGAUUUACACGGUACAAUUUGUCGCGCGCGACUUGUAGUAUACGA
This is a messenger RNA of Exaiptasia diaphana, 2054 nucleotides long. Its product is annotated as phosphatidylinositol N-acetylglucosaminyltransferase subunit Q. The record is from RefSeq and is a predicted model, not a curated record. NCBI's taxonomy places the organism in Eukaryota, Metazoa, Cnidaria, Anthozoa, Actiniaria, Aiptasiidae. Gene Ontology annotation, biological process: GPI anchor biosynthetic process. The transcript is spliced from 3 exons. Bases 83 to 1879 code for a protein of 598 amino acids. Gene Ontology annotation, cellular component: endoplasmic reticulum; membrane.